Messenger RNA from Dicrocoelium dendriticum, 970 nucleotides. NCBI's taxonomy places the organism in Eukaryota, Metazoa, Platyhelminthes, Trematoda, Plagiorchiida, Dicrocoeliidae. The record is from the annotation of a GenBank genome assembly.
CAGCAAAGCACUUGUCUUUAAUCCAGAAAUCCUUUCAUGCCACACUUGGCCUCAUUAAUUUCUUAUCACAUCCAUGACACAAGUCUGGAUGGGUAAAAGCAUUUACAACAACGACAAUUCCAUGAGCAACGACGGCUUGAUAGCUAACUUCAAAAUAUUGAUCAUCGGGGACAGUGGUGUUGGAAAAUCCAGCUUGUUACUACGGUACAUUAGCGACAGCUUUGAGAAUCGAUUACCCGCAACAAUCGGUGUUGAUUACAGAGUCAAAGUAACCACACUUCCUGAUGGCACAAUGGUCAAGCUGUCUAUUUGGGAUACCGCUGGACAGGAGCGCUUCCGAACGUUGACUCCAAAUUUUUAUCGCGGCGCUCAUGGCGCUGUGAUCGUUUUUGACAUUUCCAAUCGCGAGAGUUUCGACCGACUCAUUAAUUGGAUGGAAGAAUUGAAAAUGUUCUCGAACCACCAAGAUAUGGUGUGUCUUCUCGUUGGGAACAAAAUUGAUCACCUUACACGUCAGGUCAGUCGCGAGGAGGGACUUCGUUUUGCCCGUAUGUACCGCAUGCCGUAUGCAGAAUCGAGUGCAAAGACCAGCGAGGGAGUUAAUGCCCUGUUCAUGGACUUGGUCAACCGCAUCUACGAGUUGCCUGAUCUUUGGGACCCGGACAACAAAUAUCGUGGUAAUUUACAACUGGCCUCUAGCAGAUUACAACUGAACCAAAAACACCGUAACAUCAAAGGCGAUUGCUGCUGACACUGCUAUAUUCACUUUCUUGUAAUGAUUUCUGUUGCUGUUAUGGAGCCAAGUGAAAUUGCGAACCCGCCUUCUCACGAUCUACCACUUCUGUCACCACACGCUACAUUUCCUUGUGUUCCGAGGCUAUGGGUCAUUGUUGCUUCAGUUUGUGAUCUAUUUUUGUUUAUUUUUGUGUGUUUUGAACUUUCUGACAAUAGAUACUUCUGGCUGUGAGUC